Vicia villosa (hairy vetch) is the source of this 483-nucleotide messenger RNA. RefSeq lists its product as uncharacterized. The record is from RefSeq and is a predicted model, not a curated record. Bases 1 to 483 code for a protein of 160 amino acids. Lineage: Eukaryota; Viridiplantae; Streptophyta; Magnoliopsida; Fabales; Fabaceae. The transcript has a single exon.
AUGGGUAAGAUGUAUAGAAUUCUUCAAACCUAUGGUUCAAAAGUAGAAUGGAGAAAUUUGCAGUAUAACAAUAAUGCUAGACCUCGAUUAAAAUUUAUUUUCUGGAUGGCAUGUCACGAGAGGCUGGCGACGAAGGAUAGACUUUGCAAGUUUGGUUUUGUGAAAGAUACAAAAUGUGGUUUCUGUGCAAAAGAUGAAUCAGUUAAUCACCUGUUUUUUGAGUGCGAAAGUUUGAAAAAGGUUUGGAAGGAAGUACUUGCUUGGAUCCAGAAUACGAAAGGAAAGGGUUCUCGUGCUGCUAUCAUUAAAAUGGCAGCCACCGAAACCAUAUACGUGUUAUGGAAAUACAGAAAUGCAAGAAUACUCGGGGACGAUAUAGAUAUCGAUAAAGUAAGGAAAGAUAUCAUAGAUACUCUGGUGUAUAAAGGGUGGGAAAAUAAAAAACUCAGAAAUCACAUAGCUAUCCUUAUGCUUGAGGAUUGA